AUGCUUAGAAACGUUGCUCGUAUUGCUCGUCCCGCAUUGAACCGCAGUGUAUUACCCGCUGCUCGCCUCAAUCUCGGUGCCGUUGCUACCAUGGCUCGUACUUACGCUUCUGCCAAGCCUUCUACUUCUGAAGUCUCUUCCAUCCUUGAACAACGUAUUUUGGGUGCUAACUCUGAAGUUGACCUUCAAGAAACUGGUCGUGUCUUGUCCAUUGGUGAUGGUAUUGCCCGUGUUUAUGGUUUGAAGAACUGUCAAGCUGAAGAAAUGGUUGAAUUCUCCAGUGGUCUUAAGGGUAUGGCCCUUAACUUGGAACCCGAUAACGUCGGUAUCGUCGUUUUCGGUAACGAUCGUUUGAUCAAAGAAGGUGAUACCGUCAAGCGUACCGGAGCCAUUGUCGACGUUCCUGUCGGUCCCGGUAUUUUAGGCCGUGUCGUCGAUGCCCUUGGUAACCCCAUUGAUGGUAAGGGUCCUCUUCAAACUGAAGGUCGUUCUCGUGUCCAAGUCAAGGCUCCUGGUAUUUUGCCUCGUCACUCUGUCAAUGAGCCUAUGCAAACUGGUAUCAAAUCUGUUGAUUCUAUGGUUCCUAUCGGUCGUGGUCAACGUGAAUUGAUUAUCGGUGAUCGUCAAACUGGUAAGACUGCCGUUGCUCUCGAUACCAUUUUGAAUCAAAAGAACUGGAACAAUGGUAGUGAUGAAUCCAAGAAGUUAUACUGUAUCUACGUUGCUGUUGGUCAAAAGCGUUCCACUGUUGCUCAGCUUGUUAGAACUUUGGAAGAAAAUGAUGCCAUGAAGUACUCCAUCGUUGUUGCUGCUACUGCCUCUGAAGCCGCUCCUCUUCAAUACCUCGCUCCUUUCUCAGGUGCUGCCAUUGGUGAAUGGUUCCGUGACAAUGGUCGUCACUCCUUGAUCAUCUAUGACGAUUUGUCCAAGCAAGCUGUUGCUUACCGUCAAAUGUCUCUCUUGCUUCGUCGUCCUCCUGGUCGUGAAGCCUAUCCUGGUGAUGUCUUCUACCUUCACUCUCGUCUUUUAGAACGUGCCGCUAAAAUGAAUAAGAACUUUGGUUAUGGUUCCAUGACUGCUCUUCCCAUUAUCGAAACUCAAGGUGGUGAUGUCUCUGCUUAUAUUCCCACUAAUGUCAUUUCCAUUACCGAUGGUCAAAUUUUCUUGGAAGCCGAACUCUUCUUCAAGGGUAUCCGUCCUGCUAUUAACGUCGGUCUUUCCGUCUCUCGUGUCGGUUCUGCUGCUCAAACCAAGGCCAUGAAACAAGUUGCUGGUUCUAUGAAGCUUUUCUUGGCUCAAUACCGUGAAGUUGCUGCCUUUGCCCAAUUCGGUUCUGAUUUGGAUGCUUCCACUCAAUUCUUGUUGAACCGUGGUGCUCGUCUCACUGAAUUAUUGAAGCAACCUCAAUACUCUCCUCUUUCUAUUCAAGCUCAAGUUCCUAUCAUCUUUGCUGGUGUUAAUGGUUAUCUCGAUAAGAUUCCCGUCAACAAGGUUACUGAAUGGGAAAAGGACUUCAUUAGCCACGUUGCCACUCAACACAAGGACGUCCUUGAAGAAAUUCGCGCCCAAGGUGUCCUUUCGAAGGACCUUGAAGCCAAGCUUCGUGAAGUUUGUGAGAAUCACACCAAGCAAUUCUAUUAG
This is a messenger RNA of Mycotypha africana, 1641 nucleotides long. RefSeq names its product ATP synthase subunit alpha. Lineage: Eukaryota; Fungi; Mucoromycota; Mucoromycetes; Mucorales; Mycotyphaceae. Gene Ontology annotation, molecular function: proton-transporting ATP synthase activity, rotational mechanism; ATP binding; ADP binding. Gene Ontology annotation, biological process: proton transmembrane transport; proton motive force-driven ATP synthesis. The coding region runs from base 1 to 1641 and encodes 546 amino acids. The record is from RefSeq and is a predicted model, not a curated record. The transcript is spliced from 4 exons.